This is a messenger RNA of Rhizopus microsporus ATCC 52813, 429 nucleotides long. RefSeq lists its product as uncharacterized. The transcript has 2 exons. The record is from RefSeq and is a predicted model, not a curated record. NCBI's taxonomy places the organism in Eukaryota, Fungi, Mucoromycota, Mucoromycetes, Mucorales, Rhizopodaceae. Bases 147 to 407 code for a protein of 86 amino acids.
GGAUGCCUUUGUCUCUUAUCACGGAGGUACCGAUGUACGCCGCUUGUCCUCUGCUGAGUACUACGGUAUGGGUGGAGCUAUAAAACGACAGAAAGUACAGCAAGAACGCAAAAAAAAGCUUAGGCAUUGAAAGCAUUGAAACAAAUAUGCCAGCAUCGAAAACUGCAUCUAUUCAACGACACAUGACAUAUCUAAAUUAUAUACUGCGACACGUGGACAUCUUGCUGAACUUUUACAAUUUUGAGACCGCAAAACUAAAAUGGCUAAACUAUGUUGGGUCUCAAAAGGUCAUUCAAGAAAGUGUAAAUAUACUAUUGAAUGGUGGUAAAAAGUACAACAGAUCAAGAAGAAAAAACACUAAAAGGAACAGAAAAAAAAAGGAAGAAAGCACGAAGGUCUGCGAAUAAAAACCGUUUUGAAGAAGGCGAC